UUGUACUCUACGCAGGUCGCGGAGACGUCCAACGUCCUGUCUCCUAUUCCACAAAUACAGCUAGCAUAACAGCGCUGGACAACUUAACGCUGUGAUGGCAGCGCAGACGCAUAACGCGGCGACCGCACUCCUUCCUACGGACAUUCUCAUCAACGUCCUGCACUACCUGACCCCAUGGGAAAUACUGACCUUCCGCCGUGCAUGCCGGCACUUCCGCGAUGCGACUAUGCACCGCGUCGUCUGGAUCCAUGCGCUUCAACAGGUGAUCGACGACAACAACGUCUUCCCACCGUCGUUCCCUCUAGAGAAAAUGUCGCUCUCUGAACUCACGCACGCCGUCUUUGCGCCCCGGAAGUUCUUCAAUCUCGUACGGCGCGCCGACACACUGCCUGACCAGAAGGUCGCGCCGACCGCGCAGUUCAUUUCAACCCUUUGGGACAACGAAGAUGACCUCGGCAACCAUUCAUACCAAAGUGUGCAUCUACUUCCCGGUGGACGAUACGUAGUCGCGGCCAUGCAGAAGGUCCUCCGUAUCUUCGACAUCGGCUACGGACCGCGUCCCAAUGUUCGCACCCGGCCCAUCUUCACGCUUCGCUGGACGCAGCUGGAGAACAUUGCGCAAGGCGUGGAGAAUACGUGGUGUGAAGUCCCACACGUAGAGUGGGAAGUGGACGGAGAGUCAACCGACGUGUUGUUGUUGUUCAUAUCAGUGACUCCGUAUCCAGGGACCACAAGACCAGCCUCUAUCGUUGUUUACAAGAUCAGCGACAUAGCCAGCAGUCCCCGAGGCCAGCAGUUGGCGCAUCUGACGCUCUAUCCAGAGAUGUCGUCCGUUCACAUCAAGAGCGUGGAGGGAACCCGCCUGGCAUUCACCGCCUCGGAGUGCUUGGUCGGAGUCUGGGACUAUGCCGACAACAGCAUAAGCUUGUGGCGAACCGAGUCUUUGCAACAGACAUGCAUACUUUUUGGCGAUUCCGCUUUUUGCGCAAGCUUUCAUCGCGGACUCGUCAUCUACGAGAUUCCUCGGCUUCAGCCUGUGCACGCGGGUCUCAGCGUUUUGGAAGAGCACGCGUUCCUCCCCAUGAAUAUCAUAUUCCAAGUGGGGAGUACGGUCGCUUCGUAUAGGCGAGGGAAGGACCGGUUCUUCGACGUGCAAGAGGACCAAGGUCUAGUGACCCGCUACGUUUUCCCGGACUCAGCGCCCAAUGCGCCCAGCGCAGGUACAACCCCCGUUCAGGUCUCGCAGUUCCGCGCGCACGAGGAGUACCCCGCGGAGAUCAUCGACAUACUACGCCUCCCCCACCUCCAUGUUGGCGACGAGGGCGUGUACACGGGCAUACACUGCCCGGGGCUUUCCGAGUCCGACCCGCCAGGCGACGCCGCGCGCGUCAGUCUUCAUCUGUCGAGUAGGCGGCCAAGUCCGGACGAGCAGCCUAUCAACGCCUCUGUGACUCUCACGGACUGCUACGACCCUUGGUAUCAGCGCGGAUGGCGCACGGACUUGAUCGACUUCUGCCCCCUGAGCGGACGCCUUUGUGCGGCCAACUUCGAUGGGAAUCGGCUCUCGGUCUUCGAUUACAUCACUCCGUACCCAGGAAGGGGAUGAAUGUAUCUCUUGAGUAGUCAAUGUGAUUUCAAGGCGACCGACAUCACAUCCUU
This is a messenger RNA of Schizophyllum commune H4-8, 1659 nucleotides long. RefSeq lists its product as uncharacterized. Lineage: Eukaryota; Fungi; Basidiomycota; Agaricomycetes; Agaricales; Schizophyllaceae. The transcript has 4 exons. The record is from RefSeq and is a predicted model, not a curated record. The coding region runs from base 95 to 1606 and encodes 503 amino acids. Gene Ontology annotation, molecular function: protein binding.